AAAAGCGGGCUUUUUUUCAUUUUUUUUUCUCUUUCUCUUUAAUAACAAUGGCAGCAACAAGAUCUCCAGAAGAAAUAGAGAAAGAUAUUGUGAAUAUAGAACACGCUCUUCUUACAGUUUCCGAGAUACGAUCGUCCCUUAAAAACUUUACUAAUCUAGUUCAAUCAGAAGAGAAGGGACCGAACUUUGUGCAUUCCAUUAGUGAUAGACUUAAAAUCAUUCGACGUGAUCUACAUACCUUAUCAGCCGAAAGCGAGAACUUGAAAGGUGCCUUGGAAUAUGCUCAAAUCAAAGCGAGUGAGAACAAUUUUAAUUGGUCCUUGAUCAAGAGUGUUGCUGAAAAGGAAGCUGUUGAAGAAGAAAAUAGAUAUCAAGAAGAGAAUUCAGGGAAAGCAAAAGAAAUUGGAUCAGUUGUCAAGGCAAAUGCUCAACAUGCUUACAAAGCAUUGUCUUCAGUCAUUAUAGAUUAUAAAUCAACACUGACACCAGCCGAUCCUCUUUUCUUUACAAAGCAUAUUCAAGACUGGCUCAAUACAAAUAAGCCAGAAGACAUUAAUUUUUCUGUCAUUUUCACAGUGCCAGAACAUGUAACAUUGACAGGUUCAACAUGUAGCAUCAAAGUCUUUUCUCGAAAAUCGCUAGUGGUUGAUUUAGAAUUAGAAUAUGAAAGAGGAUCUGAUACCUUAAUUAUACACCAAUACGACAUAAAAAGUGUAAAAGAACAGGUUUGUGGAUUCAUUUCAAAGAUCAAUAGACUCAGCAUAUGCUAUAGAAACACUUUUGGCAAGAUUCAGAAUACUUGGUAUUUCAAAAACUCAAAUUAUUGGCGACAAGUGCUUUCGAGGACAUGUUGGUCUAUUUUGCAAAAGACUCUUUAUAUAAUAUUUUGGUAAGCAUAUUUCUCGGGAAAAAAACAAAUUAAGCAAUCAUAUUAGGACUGGCUUGUAAGUUAUCAUGACUUGUUUACAAGACCAUGUCAACGUUGUCAUAAACUACUUCAGUUUGAUUCUCCUCAAUAUAAAUAUUUGCCACCAAUGGUCAGAACUUGGACAAAGAAAUUGUCUAUUCAAAGCAAUAAUGGCUCUUCUGAGUAUCAUACUAUUGGUAUUGCAUACCAUAUGCGAUGUUAUGCUGAAUAUAAAAAUAACCAUGCCUUCUAAUAAAGAGCUUUAUUUUUCAGUAAUGCAUACCGAUUUUCUUUAGGACUGUUAAUCUGUGACCGUAACUUCCAACCAAAACAGAUCAACUUUUUUUUUCUUUCUUUAAUUUCAU
This is a messenger RNA of Gilbertella persicaria, 1272 nucleotides long. RefSeq lists its product as uncharacterized. The record is from RefSeq and is a predicted model, not a curated record. The transcript has 7 exons. Bases 48 to 893 code for a protein of 281 amino acids. NCBI's taxonomy places the organism in Eukaryota, Fungi, Mucoromycota, Mucoromycetes, Mucorales, Choanephoraceae.